AUGUUGGGAGGUGCCGCUGGAGGCGAUCUGGGUGCUCUACCGCUGGAACAGUGGUUCUUUGAGAUGCCCGUCUGCACACGAUGGUGGACAACUGCAACGGUAGUGACGGGCCUACUCGUGCAAUGCCAUAUCCUGACGCCCUUUCAACUCUUCUAUUCCUUUCGCGCCGUCUUUGUGAGGAGUCAGUAUUGGCGCCUCUUCACCACCUUCAUCUACUUUGGCCCACUCUCCCUAAACCUCCUCUUCCACAUCUUCUUCAUCCAACGCUACGCUCGCAUGCUCGAAGAAUCCGCAGUCUCUCAAGCACAUUUUACCUGGAUGCUUGCAUACGCCGCCACAACUCUACUCUGUCUAGCCCCCGUGGUGUCUGUAGUGUUCCUGGGCUCCAUUCUCAGUAGCACUUUAGUCUAUAUCUGGAGCCGCAGACAUCCUGAUGUGCAGUUGAGUUUUUUGGGAUUGUUUAUUUUCAGAGCGCCGUUUUUGCCUUGGGUCAUGAUUGCGUUGUCUGUGGUCAUGCAUGGGCAGUGGCCGAAGGAUGAGUUGUGUGGGGUUGCUGUUGGGCAUGUGUGGUAUUUCUUCAACGACAUUUAUCCGGCCAAUCAUAAUGGCUCGAGACCUUUGGAUCCGCCAAUGUGGUGGCAGAGGUUGAUAAGGGGGAAUGCUGUUGUGGAUGCAGAGAUGAGGCAACGACGUGCUGAUACUGCUGCUGCUGCUGCUGCUGAUGCUGCUGUUGCUGCCCCCGUGCAAAUUCAAUGA
Messenger RNA from Aureobasidium subglaciale EXF-2481, 756 nucleotides. RefSeq lists its product as uncharacterized. Gene Ontology annotation, molecular function: misfolded protein binding; ubiquitin-specific protease binding. Gene Ontology annotation, cellular component: endoplasmic reticulum membrane; Hrd1p ubiquitin ligase ERAD-L complex. Bases 1 to 756 code for a protein of 251 amino acids. NCBI's taxonomy places the organism in Eukaryota, Fungi, Ascomycota, Dothideomycetes, Dothideales, Saccotheciaceae. The transcript has 3 exons. Gene Ontology annotation, biological process: endoplasmic reticulum unfolded protein response. The record is from RefSeq and is a predicted model, not a curated record.